Messenger RNA from Triticum turgidum subsp. durum (durum wheat), 360 nucleotides. The record is from the annotation of a GenBank genome assembly. NCBI's taxonomy places the organism in Eukaryota, Viridiplantae, Streptophyta, Magnoliopsida, Poales, Poaceae.
AUGAUUGCGACGAGGGCGAGACGUUGCUGCGACCGUGACCGCAACCGGUGGAGCGAGGCGCCAGUGAUCGUGUUUUCCGCUGGUGUUUUUGAUCUGCCGUGCUCGGUUUUUGGCAGCUUCGAUCCAAUUGAUCCCCUCCAGAAGCAUUCAGGCGUCCAGAGGUUCAACUGCGUGGGUAGGAGCUCGGCCACUGAAUGCAGGCGUCCAGAGGUUCAACUGCGUGGGCAGGAGCUCGGCUGGUUUGCUUAUAUGCAUUUUUUUCUUCAACAUUGGAUUAUUUUGACCUUGCACGCUUCUGAUGGGGAAGAAAAAAGUGACUUGUCCCUAUGGAGACAAUGGAUCUCCUCUGUAUCAAGGUGA